Messenger RNA from Solanum pennellii, 795 nucleotides. RefSeq lists its product as uncharacterized. The transcript has 2 exons. NCBI's taxonomy places the organism in Eukaryota, Viridiplantae, Streptophyta, Magnoliopsida, Solanales, Solanaceae. Gene Ontology annotation, molecular function: zinc ion binding. The coding region runs from base 1 to 795 and encodes 264 amino acids. The record is from RefSeq and is a predicted model, not a curated record.
AUGUACGAUAUAUGUGAGUUCAAUGACCAUUUCAAUCAAAUAAGAGGUUUGGUACUAAAGGCCGCUGAAGCUCUUGAACGUAUUGGAUUUCAUACAUGGAGUAGGGCAUUUUUCCCGGGAAAUAGAUAUAACAUUAUGACGUCAAACAUCGCGGAAUCGGUGAAUGUUAUGUUUGAUGUUGAAAGAGAAUUUCCCAUUGUCGCUCUAUUUGAUGAAAUAAACAGGAUAUAUGCGUCGUUAUUUCACCAGAGGCGUAUGGAGCUUGUGCACUCCGCAAAUAGAUUUGUUCCUUUAAUUGAAAAAGACAUAUCAGAGUAUGUCAACGCGGACAACAAGUUGUUGGCUCAUCAAAUCGCUAACUACAAGUUCAGUGUCACUGGUCAUGGAGAUGUUGCUACUGUGGAUCUACAAAGAAGAACUUGUACUUGUAGAAUUUUUUAUUUGGACAAAAUACCAUGUCCACAUGCAAUGGCAGCGAUUCAAUCCCAAAAUGGUGAUGAUUUUGGAAAUGAGAUUUACUUGUACUCCUCUCCAUAUUAUUCAGUGAAAAAAUACAUAAUGGCAUAUUUUCAGGAAAUUCACCCGGUGCCAACUGAAGAUUCUUGGAUUGUCCCUGUGGAUAUCACACAAAGAGAAAUACCUCAUCCAUAUGUUGAUCCAAGUAAACCCGGGAGAAGGACAUAUAAGAGACGGCGUGGAGUUGGUGAAUCGUUUCCAACAAGAAAAAAUAAGUAUUCAGUAUGUAGGAACUUUGGCCACAAAAAAACUACAUGCCCAAAUCGAAAUGCGUCAUAA